Molecule: messenger RNA, 1472 nt
Organism: Cicer arietinum (chickpea)
Lineage: Eukaryota; Viridiplantae; Streptophyta; Magnoliopsida; Fabales; Fabaceae
Product: probable CCR4-associated factor 1 homolog 11
Cellular component (GO): CCR4-NOT complex
Molecular function (GO): poly(A)-specific ribonuclease activity; nucleic acid binding
Source: RefSeq, a predicted model, not a curated record
UUCACUCCCUUUGUGGUUUAGCAAAAUUGAUGCAUCACAUCCUGCAUUUUAUAUUAUUUAAAGAAAACAAUUCAAAUGGAUCAAUACUUUUUAAUUUAUUGAAAUGUUAGGUACAUCUCUACAGAAUUAAAGGUAUCCUAUUUUAUGUAAUUAAAAAAUAUUGUCAAAUUUAAAUAGAGAUUGAGUUAUGUGAUUACUUUAAUUGCACAAUCAUGAAAAUGCAAGCGAAUGAUGGAUGGGGCCAAAGUGGGGUCAUUCUUAAAAAAACGUCCUUUUACAUCUUCUAAAGUCUUGGGCUGAGUCGAGCCCACAAUUACAAAGACAGCAUACAUAAAGCUAUCUUGCAGUCUUUGUUAAACUAAAAAUCAAUCCCUCCUACUCUUUCUCAUCACACCACAAUCAAGAAAAGCUUUCUUUUUUUCUCUUUCAAGUCUCUCGAGUCCGAUUUCAGUAUCAAGAAAUUGUUUUUCUCUUGUUCUCAUACGUCUCUCGAAUCCGAUUACAAUGUCGAAGCCAAAUCAAGAACCUCCAUCGAUUUUGAUCAGAGAAGUAUGGGCGUCCAAUUUAGCAUACGAGUUUUAUCUGAUUCGUGAAGCUAUUGGUAGGUAUCCUGUCGUAUCAAUGGAUACUGAAUUUCCCGGAGUUAUUCAUUUCUCUACCGUUGACGCUACUAUCCCUUCUCAUCGCCGCCAAACUCAACCGGUUGAUUGCUAUAACUAUUUAAAGGCCAACGUUGAUAAUUUGAAACUCAUUCAAGUCGGUCUCACUCUAACUGACGCCAAAGGUAAUUUCCCUCAGUUUGGAAGUAACAAAGCUUAUGUAUGGCAGUUCAAUUUCUGCGAUUUUGAUAUAGAGCGUGAUCUUUGUGAUCCUGCUUCUAUUGAGCUGCUCCGCCGUCAAGGGAUUGAUUUCAAUCGCAAUCGUUCUCAUGGGAUAGAUUCUGCUCGUUUCGGUGAAAUGUUGAUUACGUCUGGUCUCGUGUUCAACAAAUCCGUUGUUUGGGUUACCUUCCACAGUGCCUAUGACUUUGGAUAUUUGGUGAAAACGUUGACUCGACAAAAUUUACCUGACAAAUUGGAAGAUUUUCUGCACGUUUUAAGGAAUUUUUUCGGAGACAAUGUUUAUGAUAUUAAACAUAUAAUUCGGUUCUGCAAUGCUUUGUACGGUGGACUUGAGCGAGUAGCUACUACAUUGAACGUGGGUCGGGCGGUCGGAAAUUCUCAUCAAGCUGGAUCAGAUAGUUUGUUGACAUGGCAUUCAUUUCAAAGAAUGAUUGAUCUCUAUUUCGUUAACAAUGAAGUCCAGAAACAUGCCGGUGUUCUAUUUGGAUUAGAGAUUAAAAUUUAGAGAAACAGAUAAAUAUAAAUUGUAAAGUGUUCUAUUUCUAUUAGAGAUUACUCUUUAGAGAAACUGAGAAAUAUAAUUUGUAAAAGGAUGCAUUAUAUGAAAAUACAAUUAUUUUGAUUCUUUAA